Messenger RNA from Amphibalanus amphitrite, 4630 nucleotides. Its product is annotated as nuclear export mediator factor NEMF-like. The transcript is spliced from 17 exons. The record is from RefSeq and is a predicted model, not a curated record. NCBI's taxonomy places the organism in Eukaryota, Metazoa, Arthropoda, Thecostraca, Balanomorpha, Balanidae. Gene Ontology annotation, cellular component: RQC complex. Gene Ontology annotation, molecular function: ribosomal large subunit binding; tRNA binding. Gene Ontology annotation, biological process: ribosome-associated ubiquitin-dependent protein catabolic process; rescue of stalled cytosolic ribosome. The coding region runs from base 1214 to 4282 and encodes 1022 amino acids.
GUCACAUUUUGUCCACCAAUGAGAAUGCCCCCAUAUUUCCUCCAUUUGUUUUGCUUCCUUUUGCGAGUUACCCUUGUCCAGCCCUCUUCUUCAUAUCUUUCCGAAUGGAUAUCUUUGGCUUCUUUUUCUUGUAUUUCUCCAACUGUUUGCUGCUGUCCUUUCACCUUGUCUUGCAGGGUACCGGUUACCUCUUUGCCCGUCUCAUUUUGUGUCACAUUAUUUUUCCUCUGUUGUGUUUGCAGUGCUGGUAUGUACCCGAUUUUAGUUACUUCCGAUGUGGCUUGGUCUUGUACUUGACAUCCAUUUCUUUGCAUUUUCCAAUCUGUUUCAUUAUCAUUUUUCCAUGCCUCAAGAUUCUUGAUUCUUGUGGCAUACCUGCCCAGUUCGUCAUCUACAGCCCGGAGCGCGUCAUGUAGAUCAGAGGCGAGUGCUUCUCCAAAUUCAGUUGCUUUCUUUUGCAGAGCAACUUCUACAGCUUCGGCUACCAUCAGCUUUAAUUCAUUUCGUGUGAGGCAGAUGACUUCUUCGCUUUGGGUCGAUACAUUGACUGUUCUCUUCGGUCCGGGAUUAGGCUCCACCCCUCCUAUAAUAAGGAGAGUUAGAACCAGUGCGAGGCCCAAGGCCAGUUCAUCGUUCGAGGAACUUUGGGCCUUCUCUUGGGGUGAACGUUUGCAUCGCAUGCUGAAUAAACCGAUCCGAACUCGGUAGCUUUGUGGGUCAAUCAUUUUGUAGAUGCUUGGGUAAAAGGACCUCACGUGAAACCCAACGAAAAUUCAAGCGCACUUUCAGAAAUCUUGAGGUUGGCUCGAUUCUUAAAAAUUGCGAAAAGUUACAUUUUUACAUGAUUUUAUGGAUGAAAUUACGUUCAGGUAACAAAUUAUUUCCGUAACCUUUUAAUACCAACUUAUUCCUCGCACCUUUAAGAAUGUAUCCAUGCAAAUCUUACAAUGUAAAUCGUUAGCACAACGCAGAAUCAAUUAAAAACAUCGGAGCACUCAAAACUACAUCCGAUGAUUUUAAGAACCGAUGCUGGCCAGAUUCAAACGAAAUUCAAUGACGAACUGGACAAUAUAAGCCCAUUUUACGACAGCCAACAAUGAAUACAUGUCUCAUUGUGAAUUUGAAAGCACAGGAGCAGUGCAAUCGACAUUGUACAUAUAAGAAAGAUGGAAGAACUAGCACAUAGUAAUCAGAGUGAAGACUCGCCAUCACAAUGAAGUCCAAGUUCACCACCGUCGAUAUCAUUGCAAUGGUAGCCGAGCUAAAUGAACGGCUGGCCGGUAUGCGCGUGGUACAGGUGUACGACACCGACCACAAGACGUACCUGUUCAAGCUGCAGCGGCCCGAGCAGAAGGCGGUGCUGCUGCUCGAGUCUGGCGCUCGCAUUCACGCCACAGAGUACGAGUGGCCCAAGAACCCGGCGCCGUCCGGAUUCUCGAUGAAGCUGAGGAAGCACAUCCGCAACAAGCGUCUGGAGUCGAUCCGCCAGCUGGGGGUGGACCGGGUGGUGGACCUGCAGUUCGGCUCGGGAGAGGUGGCCCACCACGUCAUCCUCGAGCUGUACGACAGGGGCAACCUGGUGCUGACAGACCACCAGUACACGAUCCUCAAUAUCCUGCGGCCGCGCACCGAUGCCGAGAGCGUCAGGUUCGCCUCAAAGGAGAACUACCCGCUGGACAAGGCGCGUCUGUACGAGACCCGCUCGGAGCAGCAGCUGCGGGAGGUACUGUCCGUUGCCAAGGAGGGGGACGUGCUCAAAAAGAUCAUCAACCCUCAUCUGGACUUUGGCGCCGCGCUGAUCGAACAUCUCCUGCUGGAAGCGGGUUUUCCGGCGCAGGCGCGGCUCGGACACGAGUUCCAUAUUGAGGAGGACAUGCAUCGACUGGUGGGAGCCAUCCGCGCCGGGGAGGCGGUCCUCAGAAACGAACAGCAAGACUUCAAGGGUAUCGUCACCUACCGCGUGGAACGGCGCUCGGCCGGCGGUCAGAAGGGCGGCCAGAAGGGCGGCUCCGGCGCCGGCGGAGACACGGAGAUGGUCACCUACCAGGAGUUCCACCCGCUGCUGUACGCGCAACACGCCGACCAGCCCCACCACACCUUCCUCAGCUUCACGGCGGCGGUCGAUGAGUUCUUCAGCAAGCUGGAGAGCCAGAAACUCGACAUGAAGGCAGUUCAGCAGGAGCGGGAGGCACUGAAGAAGCUGGAUAACGUGCGCCGCGACCACCAGCGGCGGCUGGAGGCACUCGAGCUUGCCCAGCGCGACGACAGAUGGCGCGCAGAGCUCAUCACCAGCAAUGCACAGCUAGUGGACGGCGCGGCACUGGUGGUGCGCUCCGCCCUGGCCAAUCAGAUUGACUGGCGCGAAAUUGGUCGGAUCGUACAGGAGGCGCAGAAGCGCGGGGACCCCGUGGCGCGCUCCAUCAAGGCCCUGAAGCUGGAGACGAACCACAUCACCAUGCUUCUGCACGACCCGUACCAGGAGGAGUCCGACGAGGACGAUGAGGACGGCAGUGAGGACGGCCGGGAGGACGCGGCUCCUCCGGCCGAGAAGGCCGACCAGUCGUCCCACAUCCGACCGAUGCUGGUCGACAUAGACCUGGACCUGUCGGCGCUGGCCAACGCCACCAGGUACUUUGGCCAGAAGCGGACAGCGGCCAAGAAGCAGCAGAAGACCAUUGAGUCUUCGUUCAAGGCCAUGAAGUCUGCGGAGCAGAAGACCAAGCAGACCCUGAAGGAGGCGGCCACCAUCGCCAGCAUCAACAAGGCGCGUCGCGUGCACUGGUUCGAGAGGUUCCUCUGGUUCAUAUCGUCGGAAAACUACCUUGUGCUGGGAGGACGGGAUCAGCAGCAGAACGAGAUCCUGGUACGACGCUACCUGAAGCCGGGCGACAUUUACGUGCACGGUGACCUGCACGGUGCAGCCUCGCUCGUGGUGAAAAACCCCACCGGCGCAGAGGUACCGCCGAAAACACUGAACGAGGCCGGAUCGUUCGCUGUCUGUAACAGCUCGGCCUGGGACGCUAAGAUCGUCACCUCCGCCUGGUGGGUGCACGCCCACCAGGUGUCCAAGACGGCGCCGACUGGCGAGUACUUAACCACCGGUAGCUUCAUGGUGCGCGGCAAGAAGAACUACCUGCCGCCCUGUCAGCUUACGCUCGGAUUUGCAGUGCUGUUCAAACUGGAGGAGAGCUCGAUAGAGAGGCACCGCGGGGAGCGGCGGGUGAGGACGGUAGACGCGGAGGACGGUCCUCGACCCACACCAGCCGCCGAGGAGCCGUCCUCACCAGUCGGGGACGAGGAUGGAGCGCGGGAGGACGGAGCGGCGUCCUCACAGGACGGAGAGGAUGAGAAGGAGGACGCCGGGGAGAAGGAUUCUGAGGAUGAGAAGGAAGAGAAGAAGGACGAUUCUGAAGAGGAGGAAAAGGAAGAGACGACGGGCUCAAAGGAGGAAGAGAAGGAUUCGGGGGAUGAAGAUGACAAGGGAGAGAGUGAGGAAGACAAUGAGUUCCCUGACACGAACGUGGAAGUGAAGCAUCUCAAAGGCAGCAAAUUCACGGUGGAGGUAACCUCCCCCACCGACUCCCGCCCUGCCGACAACCCGUUCCCGAAGCUGCCCGGGCCCAAACCGGCCGCCGCACGGCGCGGCGGCAAGAAGCCGACCGGCCCGCCACCUGUCGGCAAGGAGAAGAAGCAGAACUGCGCGCCGCCGCCGCAGCCGCGCGGCAAGCGCUCCAAGAUGAAGCGCGCCAAGGAGAAGUACAAGGACCAGGAUGAUGAGGAAAGGGAGGCUCGAAUGGCGAUCCUUCAGUCGGCCGGCCGGUCCCAGGCGGUAGUGGCCGAGGAGAAGCGCCAGCAAGAGCAGCAGGAGCGUCAGCAGCGUCAGCAGGAACAGCAGGAGCGCCGCCGGCAGCAGCAGAAAGCGCGACAGGAGGCAGCAGACGACGAGGGCGAUGACGACGAGGUGACCGUGCCACAAGACUGUCAGAUUCUGGAGGAGCUAACCGGCCUUCCUGUGGAAGAGGACGAACUCCUGUACGCCGUACCUGUCUGUGCGCCGUGGUCCACCGUUCUUGGAUACAAGUUCAAAGUCAAGCUGACUCCCAGUGCAGGGAAGAAGGGCAAGGCGGCCAAGACGGCCGUCCAGUCGUUCCUCACGGACAAAGCCGCCACGCCGCGCGAGCGGGACCUGAUCAAAUCGGUGCGACUAGAAGACGUCACCCGUAACUUCCCCGGCCGUGUGAAGGUCGUCCUGCCGCAGGCGGCAAGGGCCAAGAAGAAGUAGACACCUUGCUCCAAUAGGAGCACGGUGAAGGUGUUAUCUUGUCGCCGAUUGGCUGUCGUGAUGCGCCGGUCGUUCUGACUGGGCCGAUGGGCGGCCACUUGUUGAGGCUUUCCGGGAAUGUGAUGAUGGACGUUUGUUAUAGCUUAUGUGGGGACUUCGGGGGUGGUUGUGAGGGUGUUGUUUGGGCCUGAUACCGGUCGGGCUAGUCCAAUGUCAUGGCGCAUCAAUUAGUGUGGGUACUGGCCUUUGGGUACAACGUGUCCUGUUUACCAUAGUGAUUUACCGCUAUUUUCAAUGUGACGAGACAUAGUCGGUGCUCACUGGCAAAUACAACAAUUUUGAUAUCCA